Anopheles nili is the source of this 1311-nucleotide messenger RNA. It is a transcript of the gene Dpit47, whose product is annotated as DNA polymerase interacting tetratricopeptide repeat-containing, protein of 47 kDa. Gene Ontology annotation, molecular function: Hsp90 protein binding. Lineage: Eukaryota; Metazoa; Arthropoda; Insecta; Diptera; Culicidae. The transcript has 2 exons. The coding region runs from base 1 to 1179 and encodes 392 amino acids. The record is from RefSeq and is a predicted model, not a curated record.
AUGGAACAAGAGCAGCCUAAAAAGGUUAUGACGGAGCAGGAAAGGUUGGAGCUGGCAGCCCAGCUAGAUGAAGACUUGGAUGCCUUUAUCAGUUCGCUUGAGAAGAAACGUUACACGGAAGGAUGGCCGGAAGAUCGUUGGGAAGAGGAGAUGGCGAAACAUCCAUUUUUUUUGCAAAAAUCUCCGGAACCAGGCGAAGAGCUUAGCCCACUAAUGGAAGGACUACAGCAGCUGAAAUAUGAUCCCCGGGAAAACACGGAACAGGAGCUGGCUGACACGUAUAAAGAGGACGGCAAGUUUUACAUGCAGCAUCGAAAAUUUCGAUUGGCCGUGCUGAGCUACACGGAAGCCUUGCGAUACAAGGUUGGAGACGCCUCCUACAAAGCAAUUUUGUAUAAUAACCGUAGUGCCGCCAAUUUCAUGCUGAAAAACUAUCGUUCCUCCUUGCAAGACGCUCAGAAAGCGGUAGAGUUGAAUCCCGACUACGAUAAGGCUCGAUGGCGGGCGGCGCAAUGUGCCUCAGCCCUGGAUCGGUUCGAGCUUUGUGCCGAGCUCUGCGAUGGGAUACUUCAAGCAGAUCCCAAAAAUAGCACCGCAAUAGACCUUCGAAAAAGUGCACUAGCACGCAAGGCUUCCCAUGAUCGUAAUGAGCGAAAGGAGGCUCGCGAAGAACAGGAAAAACUGCGCCGUUGGAAUCGCCUCCAAGAGGAAUUGCGCAAGCGUUCGGUGAAGUUCGAAGAACGAGAUGCACUUGAGGACGAGCGAAAACUAAGACCACGGUUGGCGCCGCUGGAGGAUUUCAUGGUGUCUUGCGAUGAAAAUGGGGUUUUAUAUUGGCCAGUGGUGUUUUGCUAUCCCGAAUUUCAUACGACAGAUUUUCAACAGCAACUUUCGGAAGACACAAAAAUGCAGGACGUGCUAGAGCAACUCUUUGAGGAACCGCUUGAGUGUGACAAACAAAGGCAUUACAGAUCCAACAAAGUGCACGUCUAUUACGAGAAUAGAAUCCUUGGUCUGCCAUAUUUGAUUGACAACAACAAAACGAUACGAGAGAUCGUAGCAGAAAGGACUUUCCUCGUAUUUCAAGGCACGUUAACCUUCUACAUCGUCGCGAAAGGGUCUAAGCAAGAAGAUUUGUUUGUCACGCAAAAUCGUAUACCGUUGAAAAUAAAAUAUUAAUAAAUAAUUCUGCCAAAGGGGAUGUUUUGUAUCUUGAUCCUCUUAGCGCAUGGAUCCGUACUUACAUUUCCGGUUUGGCCAUGUUACGUUGCUUCAUGGUGAUCGUUGAUGUGAUCCUGUAACGAUUAUUCA